Molecule: messenger RNA, 1287 nt
Organism: Ceratina calcarata
Lineage: Eukaryota; Metazoa; Arthropoda; Insecta; Hymenoptera; Apidae
Product: aminopeptidase M1-like
Exons: 4
Coding region: 1-1287 (428 amino acids)
Biological process (GO): peptide catabolic process; proteolysis
Cellular component (GO): membrane; cytoplasm
Molecular function (GO): peptide binding; metalloaminopeptidase activity; zinc ion binding
Source: RefSeq, a predicted model, not a curated record
AUGACUAGAAUCUUCGUAAUGUUUCUUCUCGUCCUGGGGGUCUGCCAGGCGAGUUUCAUGCUCGAAAAUACCGACAAAAAUCAAGUAGAUUUGAGAUACCGGCUGCCGUCCGGAGUAGUGAUACCGAUCGAUUACACAUUGCACCUCACGCCUGAUAUGGUGAAAUUCACAUUUGAGGGUGAAGUGGACAUCACGUUAAUAGCGCUGACCACGAACAAUAUCUUGACGCUGAAUUCAAAGUACUUGUCAAUCUACAACGUUAAGUUCGUGGAUUUGAAUACAACGAAGACUCUGGAGAAUGAGUACCUAAUGGACGAAGAACACGAGAUCCUGAACAUUACGAUAAAACCCCAGUUUGAAAAGGAUCAUCACUACUCGCUUCAGAUAAAAUACAAUGGAAUCUUGAACGACAAGUCGAAAGGAUUUUAUAGGAGCCAAGUCAUACAAAAGGGCGAAGUAGUAGGGUAUAUUGCAACGACUCAUUUCGAGCCGACGUACGCUCGACUAGCUUUCCCAUGUUGGGACGAACCCGCCUACAAGGCGAAAUUCAAUAUCAGUUUGACACACAAUAAGACAUUUCAAGCGAUCUCUAAUACGGACGUACUGAAAAAAGAAGAAAAAGAUGGCAUGAUAACUACUUCGUUUAAACAAACCCCACUGAUGUCUACUUAUAUCGUAGCAUUCGUUGUAAGCAAUUAUGAAUUUGAGGAAGAUAAAGACAGCAACUUCACCUAUAGGGUAUGGACGAGAAAGACAAUGAUAAAGCGGGUUGAUUACGCUUUGGAAAUGGGUAGGAAGCUUCUGGAACAGCUGAACUUGUACACGAAUAUUUCAUACCAGACGUACAUGCCAGACAAAUUAGAUCAAAUCGCGGAGAAGGAUUUCCCGGCUGGCGCCAUGGAGAAUUGGGGUCUCGUGAUUUUCAGAGAAGGUACUCUCCUUUACGACCAGGCUUCAUCCACAACCCGCACGAAGAUGAGAAUACUCGUGAUCAUCGCUCACGAACUCACUCAUCAAUGGUUCGGUGAUCUGGUCACCCCGAAAUGGUGGAAAUAUAUUUGGCUGAACGAGGGAUUUGCCAACUAUUUCCAAUAUUUCAUUACUCACAAAAUAAAACCUGAAUUGCGAUUGGACGAUAUGUUCCUUGUGGACAGCAUGCAAGAGACGGCGAUGGUCGUUGAUGGGUCCCCGGAGGUACGUCCCAUGAAUAAGGACGUAAUCACCCCUAAACAAAUCGAUGAUCUCUUCGAUGGCAUCGCCUACCAGAAAGGUAAAGAAAACGAAUAA